GUCCCUGAAACAGUUGAGGGGCUGAGGGCCGUGCUCAGGGGCUGAACGGUAACAUGAUUCUGCCGGCUUUGGGGUUUGAACCAGCGACCUCCUAAUCAUAGACACAGAGCCAUAAACUGCACCCUAUAUAAAAUACUGGAGAGUUACCCAUAAUAAAGUGUAUACAAAGAUAUUAAGGACAGAGCAGAGGUCUGAUAUUAAGAAUUUUGCUCGUGAAAGGCAGACAAUGUACCCGGAAAUGUAUCAAAACCUGAAAAUUAGUAAAGCAGGGAUGACUGUCAGAAAUGAAUUUCCAGCCUGCUGAUUCCCGUUCGGGGGCAGCAUCAGUGUAAACACCCUCUGCCCCUGUACCUGAUUCUCGCCUUUAGCUGCUGCUCCGGUAGUUGGGUUGUAGGUCUUCACUGAGGAAUGGUGGCCAAGCAACACUAUGGAGCACAUAAAUGUGGCAGAGGACAGGGCAUAUCUGGGGAGUCACACUUCAUCCCCCCUGCCCCAUAUGCUGAGGCCCGUCAGGCCCCCUUCUCUAGAGCCCGUGGAGCGCAUCUCCUGCACACCAGAUGUGACGUGAUGCCUUCAACAGCGGUGUAAGGGAAGAUGAGGAUGAAGGACAGUUAAGAAAUCAGAAGAUGGAAGACCUCAGGAUCAGAACACAGGGGGAAUGUCAGGAAGUACAAACAUGGGUAUGGGGACAUUGUAUGAAAAGGAUGGUGACAGCCCUGUGCCAGUCGGAGGGAAACCAAGAGAUUACUGGGGUGAAAAAAGAGGGAGGGGCCAUAAGGUUGUAGGAGGAGCAAGAAACCUACAUAGCAAGACAACCAGGGCAGAAGGAUUCGAAACCAUCCCCUCAGAGCUGCUUCUUGGUUCAGAAAAGCUCCAGAGACAAGAUGAUUGCCAAAGUGAUCCUUUUCUUCUGCUGCUGGCUGUCAGCCUUGGAAAUACGUCUAAGGUCACGCCCAAGAAGGACAGACCUUCUCUACUAGUCGAGGUGUCCAGAACAGCCAUAUUAGAGUGCUGCUUUGAUGGGAAUGAUGUGAAGCCAAUAUGGAUUUGCAAUGUUGCCACAAAAAAUGCCACCAACCCAGAGCGCCGUGUAAACGAAACCAGUGAAAUCAAGCAAGAGGCAGGAAAAGUGGGCUGCCACACACUGAAAUUCUCAAAUGUCAAACUGACGGAUACAGGCUUUUACCAGUGCCUUGUCAAUGACUCCAGCAUAUAUUCCCAUGGCACCUUCCUGCAGGUUUACAGGCCUCUAAGGAAGUUCCUGAACCUCAGCGAGAGUGCUAAGAACAAGAUACUUAUGUUUGAGGGUAUUUUGCUGCUGUUCUGUGUGAUCAUGCCAGGAGUUAUGCUGAUCAAGAAGACAAAGAGGCACCACCAGCUGGAGAAGAUAAAGUACAAAAAGGAAGAAGAGAACAUUUAUGAGGGCCUGAAUAUCGACGAGUGCAGCUCCGCUUACCACCAGAUUCAGCGAUCUCAGGUGCAAGGACCCUACCAGGAUGUGGAUAACAUUAAGGGAGAAGAGAUUCAGCUGGAGAAGCCGUAAUUGAGAGGGGCUUCAGGGGCCUACAUAAUGACAGGGAGAUAAAAUUACAGUGGAAGGCUAACUGCUGCUGAGCAAACGAACAUUCAAAAGAAAUUGCAGUAUACAUGCCUCUUAUUAACCUGUUCAGCAACGACACUCUUUUAAGUAUAGAUUUUCUAACGUGGCUUUUUUUCUGCUAAAUGUAAAUUGUCCGCGACCCUGACCAGAAUAAGCGGCUGAAAACUGCCAUAUUACACAUUAGCGUAGCGAUUCUAGGCCCUGUUCAGGGAGGUUUAACGCCGUAUUUUUUCUUUUAAUCCAUUUGCCCCCUAUUUUCGUACACAUUUUGUAACAAUGUUAUCGUCUGCAAGUCCUAUUUUAUUUAGUCUCACUUUAUUUAGCACCCCCCCCCCCCGCGUCGGCUCACGCCUCCUAAAUAAGUGAAAUAGCCCGUUGUACAUUCAUUUAUCUGUGUAACUUGCUUUCGCAGUUGUUUGGAUUCAUGACUAUUAAAAAAAAACUGAGCCGAGUCCUUUGGGAACA
Paramormyrops kingsleyae is the source of this 2065-nucleotide messenger RNA. It is a transcript of the gene cd79a, whose product is annotated as CD79a molecule, immunoglobulin-associated alpha. Gene Ontology annotation, biological process: B cell receptor signaling pathway; B cell differentiation. The record is from RefSeq and is a predicted model, not a curated record. Gene Ontology annotation, cellular component: external side of plasma membrane; B cell receptor complex. Lineage: Eukaryota; Metazoa; Chordata; Actinopteri; Osteoglossiformes; Mormyridae.